Messenger RNA from Dunckerocampus dactyliophorus (ringed pipefish), 1551 nucleotides. RefSeq names its product olfactory receptor 52D1-like. NCBI's taxonomy places the organism in Eukaryota, Metazoa, Chordata, Actinopteri, Syngnathiformes, Syngnathidae. The coding region runs from base 32 to 994 and encodes 320 amino acids. The transcript is spliced from 2 exons. Gene Ontology annotation, biological process: G protein-coupled receptor signaling pathway. The record is from RefSeq and is a predicted model, not a curated record. Gene Ontology annotation, molecular function: G protein-coupled receptor activity; olfactory receptor activity. Gene Ontology annotation, cellular component: membrane.
GGCGGGCAUCAACACGGAAUUCUCCAGAAGGAUGGACAACGUCACAGUGCUGACCUUCACCAUGACGGCAUACGCCGUCAUAGAGAACUACAAACACGGGCUCUUUCUCCUUUUCCUCUCGCUGUACGUUGCGACCGUCUCCCUAAAUCUGCUGCUGAUCGCUGUCAUUGCACAAAACAGGGAGCUGCAGAAGCCCAUGAAUGUCUUUGUGUGCCUGUUAUGUUUCAAUGAGAUGUACGGCAGCACCGCCUUGCUGCCGUCAGUUAUGAGCGUGCUCCUGUUCAAGACUCACGAGGUCAGUGUCAAGUGGUGCACAGCUCAAGUCUUUUUCCUGCACACGUACGCCGGGGCUGAGUUUUGCAUAUUAGCUCUCAUGGGGUACGACCGCUUUGUUGCCAUCUGCUACCCCCUCCAUUAUAACACCAUCAUGUGCCAUUCAAAGGUGAUGAAACUGGUGGUGUGUGUGGGCCUCUAUCCCCCCGUUGUAUUUGCCGGUUAUUUCUGCCUGACCCUGCAGCUGAGCUUCUGUGGGAAAACCAUCCCAAAGUUGUACUGUGUCAACAUGGAACUGGUGAAGAACGCGUGUUCAAAUGUGCCGUACAUAAGCGUCCUGGGGUUUGUGCUGAUUUUGUUUCUUGUCAUCCCUCAGGUUAUCAUGAUUGUUUUCUCCUACGGUCAAAUUGUGAGAGUGUGCAAGAAAUUAUCAAAAGAAUCUCAAGGUAACGCUUUUAAAACAUGUGUGCCACAUUUAUUAUCUUUGCUCAAUUACACCAUUGGCUCCAUGUUUGAAAUCAUCCAGACGAGGUUCAAUAUGAGUCACAUCGCCAUGGAAGUACGCAUCUUUUUGUCUUUGUAUUUUGUCAUCAUACCACCGAUCACCAACCCGGUGCUGUACGGACUCGGAGCUCAGAUUGUUCGAGUCCACAUCAUCAAGCUGUUUAUUAAAUACAAGACCUUGCCGUCAAAGGUGGCAAAGAGGGUGACAACGGCUUAGCCUAAAGCCAGGGGGGUGCGAUUUUUCCAAGUAUUCGUGGGCCGUUUGAUAUUUUGAUAUUUUUUUUACACUAAGAAGUUUUAUAUAUAUUUAAAGAAAAAAAAGCUUGUGUUUUUUUUCUUUAGUUUUCUUGUUUAAUUGCAUUUUUGAAUGUGCAGCACAUCAAGAAAAAAAAAAAUAGUCGGCUCCCAGGCUGCACUUUGGACACCCCUGCCAUAGACAAUGAACAGUGAUUAUAAUAACAUAAAAACAUCAAUAAUAUAACAAAAUGUAUACACUACCUCCAUGCUAUUUACCUGGUCAUUUCUUUCAUCUCAUUUUUAAUCCAUGGAAAGCCAAGAAAAACGGUGACUCACGUCGAUGCCAUCCAAUCCCUGAAAUCCAUAUCAAAAUAUGUGCGUUUAUUUACCUGAAAGAAGCAAUUUAAUGACAUCGAAAAGGCUGCAAAUAAGAUUGAAACCGCAUGCUGACUCUCACACCUCCCAAAGCAGAAAAUACGUCAUUACUUCUUGUUCGAAGUGUGCGUACUGAGAAUAUUACUCUACCGAACUGUGAGA